GAGCAUGACACAACAGAUUGCUGAAGGCAUUCGAAACAUGGUACUCAUCUCCAAGCUAGCAGAAAUGACAUCCGACUGCCAAAGUGAAAUUGCAAAGCCCUUGUCUGAUUUCUCCAUAGAUAAAAUACUAAAUGGGCAUUUUAAGACUGAAGAGGAAAGAUUAAUGAAGAAACAUGAAAUGAACAGCCGAGGAAUUGGGGUCUCCUUACCUGAGUUUAAUUGGUUGAAGUUCACCAGGUACAAUCCGCCAAAACUGCCAAAAUCCAGCAAACGGCGGCCAAAGCAGAAACGAAAACCAGGGCGCAAUCCCAGAGUGCCUUUCACGCCGAAGCAGUUGACCACACUAGAGAACAAAUUUCAAGCGAUGAAAUACUUAACAAAUGACGACGUUAGGGCCUUGUGUAAUGAGCUGGGCUUGCCGGAAAAUAAGAUCAAGAUAUGGUUCCAGAAUCGCAGGGCGCGCGAAAAAAGAAAAACGACACAAACUGAGGAGUACAUCGAUGUCAUGACCGUUGAUGGUCUCUGAAUCGUUCAAGACUGGCAUUUAGACUAAAUUAUUCAGAGUAAACAUGCUGGUCCCCUUAUCGACACUUUCAUGUCUUCAAGAGCCUGUUGCUGUAAGGAGCUUUUUAUUUAUGAAGAAAGAGUUAAAAUGCUUUUGGAUAUUUUUCCUCCAUAUUGCUAGCUAGCCUAGUUAGCGAGAGUCAAAAGACCAAAUGACUGACGGAAGAGUGAAUAGAGAAAGAUUUUGUCGGGAGUUAUUAUUCUGUGUAUAUAUUGAUUUAGCAAAAUUUAUAACAUUCUCAACAUUUAUUUUUGGCCAAAUAUUUCAUGCAUGCUUCCCGUGACAGUAUGCAAGUGUCGUAACAGAGACAAAAAUGCACCAGCAUAGACCUAUUCGGAAGAGAGCAAGAGACCUUUUGCAAGUUACAUGAAACCGAGGCUUUUAAAUUCUGAUUGAAAGAAACUUUGUUUUUGUAGCUUGUGACAGUUCCAGCGAAAAAGUGUAAAUAUGUUUUUUUAAUUCGAAAAAAGAAAAUCUGACUAGCCUCGCCUUCGUGUACCUUGCCACAGGCCUCUUUCAAUUUUUCUUAUAGACCAGCAGGCCAGUUUAUGAGCAAAUUGUGAUUAUGUGGCGGGAAUAUUCUUAUGCAGCUUGUCGACAAGUAGUUAUAAGGCCUUUCACAACUUGCUGCAAGGUGCUUAACUGUCGAAGGAUUUGGGUGAAAGUUGUGCCAGGAUCGAUAUGUAAACGAGUCGUGAAAGACAGCUUUGCAACUUAAUUGCUAAAUUUGCAACAUAGCUACAUAGCUUGUCGACACUCCUGCUACAAGUUCGUUAGGUUAUCAUUUAUUGUUGGCAGUUUUUUGAGUACUGAUAAAUGUAUAAAAAAUUAAAAUCGCAAAUCAAGCUAAUAUAGUUGAAUUUGUAUGUCACAGUACGGCGCAGAGGAUGUACAUACUCGAAAAACCUUUAUGAAAUAUACAAAAGCGUUUUGCUCCACAGUAUGGAAGGGUGAAAAAACUCGCAACAGCUCCGUGUGCGGCUCAUUGAGCAAACGAACACAUGCACGUCGGUACUUUUAUACUAAGAAUGAACCAUAAUAUUCAUAAUUAUUUACAAGAGGCAAUUACUAGCUGCGACUUUAAAAGUAAAGACUGUAUAGUGAUAUUCAUGUAGACAUUACGGAAACGUGUAAAUAUGUAAAACAUUGUGUCAAAACAUUAAAUUAAU
This is a messenger RNA of Dendronephthya gigantea, 1734 nucleotides long. Its product is annotated as homeobox protein engrailed-2b-like. Gene Ontology annotation, molecular function: RNA polymerase II transcription regulatory region sequence-specific DNA binding; DNA-binding transcription factor activity, RNA polymerase II-specific. The coding region runs from base 5 to 526 and encodes 173 amino acids. Gene Ontology annotation, biological process: embryonic morphogenesis; regulation of transcription by RNA polymerase II. The transcript has 2 exons. NCBI's taxonomy places the organism in Eukaryota, Metazoa, Cnidaria, Anthozoa, Malacalcyonacea, Nephtheidae. The record is from RefSeq and is a predicted model, not a curated record. Gene Ontology annotation, cellular component: nucleus.